UGGGUCAAUUCUAGGCGCUGUAUGCUCUACUUACUCAGGACUAUGCACCGUCAACAAUGUGUGGAUAGUCUAGGCACAAAGUGGGGUUGAAUAAGCUACUCCAUAGGCAUAUUAUAAUCAACGGGAAUGAAGCUUUCAUUUGUGCUGGAAAUGAUUCAACUCUAGGAUAUAUUUAAAAACACCCAUUUCAUUUGUUUGUGCAGAAGUCUUAUGUUUUGACGUGAAGACUGUUUCAUUUAAUUGUGCUUCUUCUUUGAGGAUGAUCCAGCUGCAUGAGCUGAGGGAAAAUAUACUGCAAGCUUUUGCUAGCAAGGGUUCUCUAUGGGUGAACGUAGAAAACGCAAAUCAUUGUGGAGUGAGGAAGCAGAAACAAAGCCUUUUAUCGGAAAUCAUAAUUGGAUAGGUAAGGACAAACAUCCCAGUCAUGAUAGGGAACAUGAUCAUGAAUUUCCUGCAUCUGGAUCCCACGGAGUGCCGAAGUUCAGGUAUCAUUCUGGUCAUCCAUCUAUGGAAUCAAUUCACGAAGACCCAGUUGCUUGGACAAAUGGCAGCUUUGCCAAAGGUAGAGAGAAUGCUUAUGAAGGAAAGGAAAUAGGUGGUGAAGACAGUUAUUAUCACGACAUGUCUUCUGAGUUCAAAUAUAACCACUUUCUUGAAGAUGACCGAAGCCAUUCUCGCAGGUAUCCAGGAAGGGGUAGGAGUAGAAGCAGGAGCAGGAGUAGAGGCAGGUGUCACAGUAGGAGCUUGAGUAGGGGCAGGGAAAGGGAAAGAGCGAGGGGAGGGAGUAGAAGCAGAAGCAGAAGUGACAGCGAUGCAAGGGGUUGGACAAGAAGUCGUAGCCCUUUAGGAGAUUACAAACAUCAAGCUUCUGGAUGGAGUGACAGGAGAAGUCUAUCUGAGAUAUCAACUGAAGCAGAUUUUGCUUCAGGAAGGGGCAGGAGAGACGGUUUUAGCAAAUAUCUCCAUCCAAAAAACACUAGUCACAGGGAUGGCGGCCUUGGAGGAGGGGACACGUCGGAGAGUCGGCGAAUUAGAGCAGAUCACGGAAAUGAUUCUAGACAGUCUUACAGCAGAGGUCCUCGGAUUGAAUUAAGGAGUGAUGUUUCUGAUCCUUAUCAUGGAAAGGAUGAGCAAUUUCAAAACAACAGUAGAAAUGCAGUACCGUGCAGAUACAUUGUUAAGGGUAAUUGUAGGUUGGGAGAUGCUUGCAGAUAUUCUCACAACGUUGCUUCUGAUGAAACUUCUAUCGAAGGUACUAAACGUUCCUCCUCGGAUAGGGACCCUGAGCACCAACCUUACAGAAACAGGAACCCGCUUUGCAAGUAUUUUGCAGCAGGGAAGUGUGAUCGGGAUAAUUGCAGGUUCUCUCACGAGGUUAGCCGUCUAGAGGGCCGGCUGGGCAAGGUCAACAAUGACCGUAGUUCACGUGACAAUGACCGUGGCGCACGUGACAAGGUUAACAAGAGGGAUGGUUUGAGAUGGGAUGAUGCAGGCAGAAUCUCUGACGAUUUGAAGCCUUCUGGUAGGAAUAGUUCUGCUGUUACAGUUACAGACAGCACUGUUGACAACAGCAAUACAGGACAAAACAAUAGAACGAGCCACAGUUUGGGAAACGAGAACAUAAAUUGGGGACUGCCACAACAGACAAAUAAUUUAGUGCCUGUACAUCGUGCAGGAGAUGUCAGUUAUGAUGGAGAUGUGGGUACUACUGAAUCUGUUAUUGAGGAAAAUAUGAUGGCCAAACAGGACAUCCUCGUGUUUCAUGGUUCACAGUUGCAAAAUCAGGAUGGAAAUACGAACAAAUUGCAGGUAGACCAAAGGUUUCCCUUGAAUACCUGGCAGCAGAAUGUUUCUCCAGGUUCACAUAUUCAACAUCAGAACCAUGGAGCAGUAGAAAACAACGUGGUAAGUUUGUUUCAUUCUGACGUUAUUGAUGAGGUUAAAGACUCCAGAAAUGCCAGUGUUCCAGCUUUUGUUUCUGCACAGAACUCACAUCAAAAUGGCGAAAAUGCACUUGUUGGGUAUUCGUCUAUUUCCAUGAAAGCUGGUAGCAAAGAGAUGCCACACUUGAAUGGGGCUGAGAUGCACCAGGUUGCUAAUUUGGAUUUCUCUCAGAUUCAGAAACUUCAAAAUGCUAUCCAAAUGGCAGGGAUGUCAGAGACGAAUGCCUCGUUGUCUUUUCCGAAUUUGGCUAUCAGUGAGCAGCAGUCUGCUCAAUAUACAAACACUCUCCUUUCUACUGCUCUUCAGCAGGUUGCUCCUGUCCUGAAUCAAAGAUUUGAGAAUCAACAUUCUACGAAAACUCCAGUCGAAGAAGUCUCCAAUUCUACAGGGAUGGUGCUUUCUACGCCUAAUGCCUCUGGCUAUGUUCCACUUGACUGCACAACCAGUAUACAGCUCAAUCCAGUUACAGUUUCUCACGAUCCAUUCAGUUCUGUGGAGAAUGGCAGAAGUAGUAGUAAUGAGCACGGAGAAGGCAAUAAAAUGCCAUCGACAAAUAAUUCAGAAAUAGAUCAUUCUGGAAGGGCAAAAGUGCAGCAAGAGACGGCACAUGAAAAUCCAGAAUGUGAUGAAGUCAAAGGAGGCCCGGGCGAGCAAAGCAAGGGAGUUCAAGGCGGUAAGCACUCUGAAACUUUAGACGGCCAUGGGAAAGCUGACGAGGGUGUUGCUAAUAAGGAUGACAAAGGGAUGCGUCUGUUUAAAAAUGCUCUGAUAGAGUUUGUGAAGGACAAACUGAAGCCUAAAUGGAAGGAAGGCCGAAUGAGUAGAGACGUUCACAAAACUAUUGUGAAAAAGGUGGUGGACAAGAUAACAAGCUCAAUUCAAACCGAGCACGUUCCAAAGACGCAAGAGAAAGUUGAGCAGUAUCUCUCAUUCUCCGAACCCAAAAUAGCCAAACUUGUACAGGCUUACGUGGAUCGUUGUCUAAAGACAGAUUCUUGAAUCACUUAUUUUUUCUUUUUUCUUUUUCUUCUUUUAGACAUUAGAUUGGCACAAUGAUGAAGUGUUCGAUUAUGCAGUUGUGUAUUGCAUUUUGUGUUACUUUUAGCAUAGUUAGUUAGGAUUAUUAUUAUUUUUUAGAACUUUUUUGGGUGUGUAUUGGAACUGCACAGCCUUUUCAGGGAAGCAUUUCUUGAACUCUUACUAUAACUACUUUGUGUUGUCAAGCAUAAUAGAGCAGGUUUUUUGCUCCUUAGAAGGAAUCGGGCUCUUGUAAUUUGUUUCCAAUCAAUAGAUGAAAGCUCGUUCAACAUCA
This is a messenger RNA of Salvia miltiorrhiza (redroot sage), 3256 nucleotides long. Its product is annotated as zinc finger CCCH domain-containing protein 55-like. Gene Ontology annotation, molecular function: metal ion binding. The record is from RefSeq and is a predicted model, not a curated record. The coding region runs from base 322 to 2943 and encodes 873 amino acids. NCBI's taxonomy places the organism in Eukaryota, Viridiplantae, Streptophyta, Magnoliopsida, Lamiales, Lamiaceae. The transcript has 4 exons.